UGUUUCCGCUUAGUCCAGUCAAAGUUCCUACUCUUCCAUUCCACCCGACCCGACGACAACAGCAGCCAAGAUACUGCUGCUGCUGCUGCCUCUCUCGUCGUCUCCGAUUCCGAUCCUCGGUCGGCCGCCGGCUCUCUCUAUAACUAUAAGAACCCCUCCUCACCCUCCCCGUUGUACGCUCUGUCACACACGCAUCAUCACCUACACCUCGACGACACACACACGCAGCCGCCAAGACAACUCGUAUGAACAGCCAGCACUCAGGUGAGUGAGCGAGCGAGUCAGCUGCCAGCCGCAGGGAGCCGAGUGAGCUAGCUGCGAGCGACUGCGAUGGAGGGGGGAGUGCCAGAAGAGAAGUGCGCCCUGGUGGCGGAGCUGGUGCAGGUGCUGGAGAUGGCGAGGCAGCUCGAGACGCACAUGGCGGUGGUGGUCCAGCAGCAGCAGCAGGGCGGAGGCGGUGCCGGAGGAGGGGCGGACCAGCGGUACCGGGCGCUGGUGAGCACCAUGCGCGCCUCCAUCGACAGGGCCGUGCACAUGGCCGUGUCCUGCUGCGCCGAGGGGCGUCCGGGCACCGGGCAGCUGCCGGAGUCGCCGCCGUCAGGUGGGGAUGGCAGCAGCCCGCGCAGCGGCGGGUCGGACCACGCCGGCGAGCUCCGGGGCCGUGGCAAUGCGGCCGCCGGCCAGUGCAAGAAGAGGAAGACGCUGCCCAAGUGGAGCACCCAGGUGAGGGUGAGCGCCGUGCAGGACGUGAGCCCCCUGGACGACGGCCUCAGCUGGAGGAAGUACGGGCAGAAGGACAUCCUCGGCGCCAAGUACCCAAGAUCCUACUUCCGGUGCACGCACAGGCACACGCAGAGCUGCCAGGCGAGCAAGCAGGUGCAGCGCACGGACGGCGACCCGCUGCUCUUCGACGUCGUGUACCACGGCGCCCACACGUGCGCCCAGGGCGCCGCCGCGCACCCCAGCAACCAGCAGCCGGCGGUCCAGGAGCAGACGACCUCCCCGUCCCCGGGGUUCGAAGCAGGGACCGCCGUGCUGCCGUUCUCGCUCCGGCCGGCCUCUAACAAGCCGACGACGGGCGCCGACGCCGCCGCGACGAGCAGCCGUUUCGUCACGACCGGCUGUGUCAGUGUCACCGCGUCUCCUUUCCUGUCGCCGGCGACGCCAGAGAGCCAGCUGGUUAGCAGCAGCAGCAGCGGCUACGCGGUGGGCGGUGGCGGCGGCGUGGCCAUGGCCGGCGUCCGGAACGUGCCUGACGUGGAGCUCGCCUCUACGACCAACUCCCCUAUGGCCAUGGGGGAGAUGGAUUUCAUGUUCCCGCUGGACGCCGCCGAUUUCUUGGAGCUGGGGAACCCGGCCAGCUAUUUCUAGACGACACAAACGUACGUGCCUUCAAAGUUUGCGAAGAAAUACCGAUAGGUAAAUACGACGAGCAAGCUUUGCUUCCUCUCCCACUGUCAUGCCUCACUGAUGAUGUAUAAUCUCCCCUGGCAAGUUGUAAGUCUGCAAGGGUAGAUAGGGCGGCUAUAUGGCACGUCACACGUCCAGCCUAGCUACGAAGCCUUUCUCCAACAAUAUAUGUAUAGUAUAGUUGCCUGCUCUCUUGCGUAUGGUUCGACUUUACAUCUUCUUGUUAGCUACAUGCACCGGCCUAAUAGAGAUUCAUUAUGAGUAUUUCCACAAUACACAUGGUGUCCCCUUAUAAACGUAGUCAAAUUUAAAAUAGUUUAAUUUAGAAUAAAGCUAUAGUGCUACAGAUAUGACUUUCACGGCCGGAUGCAUCACUGAUGGAUUUUAAGAAAUCGGCAGUAGUGAUAGCACAUCAUUGCUAAUUUUUUGCUAAAACCAGUGAUAGGACCAACCGAGACACUGAUAUUGGGGUCUUUACUGUCGGUUCAUAUCACUAUUGAAUUUAGCCAAGAACUAGCAAUUAUAUUAGGUCAUCACUGUCGGGUUGAGCCAAUAACUAACAUUCCGACACUGAUAUUAUCACUCUCGGUUUGUGGCUUGAACCGACAUUAAUAUAUUGCAAAAAAAACUUCAUAACUUUCUCA
This is a messenger RNA of Sorghum bicolor (sorghum), 2054 nucleotides long. RefSeq names its product probable WRKY transcription factor 41. Lineage: Eukaryota; Viridiplantae; Streptophyta; Magnoliopsida; Poales; Poaceae. Bases 331 to 1371 code for a protein of 346 amino acids. Gene Ontology annotation, cellular component: nucleus. The record is from RefSeq and is a predicted model, not a curated record. Gene Ontology annotation, biological process: regulation of DNA-templated transcription. The transcript is spliced from 3 exons. Gene Ontology annotation, molecular function: DNA-binding transcription factor activity; transcription cis-regulatory region binding.